Phaedon cochleariae (mustard beetle) is the source of this 9255-nucleotide messenger RNA. The record is from the annotation of a GenBank genome assembly. NCBI's taxonomy places the organism in Eukaryota, Metazoa, Arthropoda, Insecta, Coleoptera, Chrysomelidae.
CAGACUGAUUACAGCCGACACUUGGACGAAAUCGCCAAAAUGGCGGAACGAACAACGUUGGAGGCCGUACAGAGAUUGCUCAUUUGUGGGAAGACGUUAGAAGCUGUGGACCUGAUUGCCAGAUGGGAAGCCUAUAGGGACGUGAAAGAUUCUGCCAACCUGACAAUGGAAGAGGAGCUCAAACUAUUUUUGAGGAAAAUUGGGAAAGUGGAGGAAAUCGUCGAAGCGCUGAAAGCAUAUGUGUCCACCGAACCGGACACUGUAUUACGGAAAUUGGAAGAAAAAUUGAACGUCGUAGCUCAGGCAGUGAAAAAAGAAGGUUCACUCAAUGCUGGUGGAAAAUUCGAAUGGGUCGACUCCAUAUUGGUCAAGUGUUUACAAGAUGGAUCCUGGCUGCUCGUAGACAACGUGAAUCUUUGCAGUUCAGCUGUACUAGAUAGACUGAACGCGCUACUGGAACCCAAUGGCGUACUAACGAUAUCCGAGAGGGGUGUCGAUGACACUGGUCGGAUGAUCGAAAUCAAACCCCACAAAGAUUUCCGCAUGUUCUUCACCAUGGAUCCCAAAAACGGAGAAAUUUCUAGAGCGAUGAGGAACAGAGGCAUCGAGCUCUACAUCCUGAGCGAAAACGAAACCAAAACAUCCAACGAAUUCGACAGGUUAGGUCUUAUCAACCUGGAAGGUAUGCAAAACACGAUGGAGAUCGUAUCUUUGAACAGAAUCCACGCCUCCAUUUCUGAUCUGACAUUGGGAGAGAAACCUACCGUAAAAGAACUUCUACAAGCUGCUUCUUUAAUAGCCCAGCAAAUAAAUAUGGACAAGAGCACUCUAGAAGUAUUCACAGACGUUGUCAUCGAAGUUUACUACAAAACUAGAUCUGCUUUCGAGUUUGACAGCGAUGAUCCGGUAGCAGUCAUCAAAAAUGAGGUCAAGCAACAAUUGUGUACUGUACAUGAGUUGGAUCAUAUGCCAAUAGAGGUAAAUGACUUGUACGAUGACAGUAUCACUCUGAAAACAAGCAACAUUGGGGUUGCCUCUAUGAUAGAAAAAAUCAAACAGCAGUCGGUUCUUCUCCUCAAAUAUUUAGGUAAAGAUGUGAACUUUGAACUGCUGCAUCGCUUUGUCAACUAUUAUUCUAUAUCUUCGAUAGAAGAUCUGGAUAUGAGACAUUGCUAUAUCGAAUCCAAACUCGAGGAUCCAAGCUUCCAUAAGUUCGUUGAGGACUUGUAUAACAUAACAUCCAGUGUUAAAAACCCUGGGUGUAAGUACCUGCCUCUCGAUAAUAACUGGACCCCAGACACAUUCCACCUUGAGAUAGACACACUGCAAAGCAACAAGUUGAAUUUGGCUCUGUUUCUAACCUCUUUCUAUUUCCUGGAGCGACAUGAGCGAGAAGAAACUAAAAAGAAGAAUAGAAAGACUAAGAGUGUCAGCUUGCUGGACUACAUGCACGAAAGGGAAUGCAACAAAAUUGAAGACAAGUUCAACGAUGCCGUCAUCGAUAAUUACAUCAAACUGAUCGAAGAAUUCGAUAAGUUCGUGGUCAAGGUGACUUCUAACUUGCACACAUUAUCCAACAACGAUACUAUCCGUCUUUGUUAUUUAGCCUCCUGGAGGUUUCUGCUCCACAAAUGUACCCUGACGAACAUAAAAAGUUUAACACCUGCUAAACAAUAUGACAUCCUCGUCAAGCUAUCUGCACAUUACAAGUGGUUCAAUAAGUUUUCCGUGAACCAGUUUAGUUCCAUCGUCCAGAUAGAUUUACCUGCAGAACUGACCACCGUUUUGGGAACCAUCAACUCCAAACUGGAAGGGCAUUUCGCGCUCAUGCAAAAGCUUGGCAGCCACUACCAGAAACACAGCAAUAGGCCUUACAUAAACAGUGCUCCGUUGGAAGUCAUCUCGGCAUACAAUAGCAUCAAACAUUGCUAUGACUUGUGUCAAAAAGGCAGCGAUGUCGUCAAGAUUUUGAGAAUCUUCAAGCAAGAAACGAAACUGAAAGCGUUGCUAGUCGAGGUCAAGUCGAAGCUAGACUACUCGGCUUGCGAGCUCAGCCAGGAAUUGAGGGACUUGCACCUCAAAUGCAGUGGCAUGGAGGUCCAGCUUGAGCUAGGCGAGUUCGAUUUGAAAGUGUCACCUCUGCUGGACGUUUUCACUCAAUUACAAGUGAGAACCGGGAUCUUGCGAGUGGAUCCCUCGGUGUUGGCCAACGAUAUCCUAGUGCCUCCUGAGUUUAGUGGGGCCCUGAUGCUUUACCAUGAGCACCAAAACCCACUUUUGCUCCCCGAGAUCAUGAGAUCGUAUUAUACGUACUUGAUGUACUCAGCUAGCACAAGACCAGGAAGAUAUUUGAAAAGGGAUGGGGAUAGGGAUGAUCUGGUUCUGAGCUGUUUCAGUCCCAGACUCGCUUUUUACUUCAGCUGUCUGUUGGUGGAUGAUCGAGGACUCGGGAACAGUGCGAGCGUGACUCUUGGAAACUUUAGAGAACUCACCAGAGUUCAUGGUGAAUUGAGUGGGAUUCUGUGGGGGAAUGUGUACCAGCUGUCCGAGACGAAAUAUGAUAAUUUGUAUACAGAAAAACGGCAAAUCAUCAAGAUAUAUGAAACAUUAAUAGAAGAACUGUUCCACUCGAUGAAAAUCAACUUUCCAAAGCACCAACCCUUACAAACACUAACAAUUACACUAACUGACGCACUGCGGCAAUGGAAACACGCCAGUACGUUAUCGGAUCCACAGGAGGAGCUUGAAAAAUUCAUAAAACGUCUACAGAAAUCCUCUCUGAACCUAACCAAACUCCAAAAUUGCUCCACUUUGAACGAAAGUCUUCUAAUAAUAUCCGACUUGUAUAUGGAUCUCGGUUACGUUAAAGCCACUCUGAAUUCGAAACUAACACCGAUUGAUCCCUUGGUGAAAAGAGUUUCCAAAAGGAAUUACUGCGAUGAUUCGAUCGCCAUGUUCGGCGACAUGAAGAAGUGUUACGAAGAACAGAAUGCGAUAUAUAGUAACAAUGAUAGUACGCGACAUGCAUAUUGUGAAUCCAUAGGAAAACUUCUUGAGGAGUUGACAGUGAAGAGGGGCAAAUAUGCGCCGUAUUUCAGAUCGAGUGAUGCGCAAUACGAACCAGUCUUGAGGGUUGUCAAUUAUGCUUUCUCAACUAUCCUAUCAGAUGACCACGUCACCAAAAUAACUUCCACUUUGAACAGCCACAUUCUGAAUGUUCUUGAAGCGCUUUCCGACCAAAGAGACAUCGACCUUGGACAUCACGCCGCCGCGCUUUCCAGACACGAAUCCAUGGUAUCUAGCUACGAGAAUUUGAUCCACGAAUGGAACACUUUCUGGGGUAGUUUCCCUGAUGUGGUGGAGCCGCUUAUCGGUAACAUCACCGAAUUCUUGUAUGGUUUGAAGAUGAAGAUAUUCCUUUUGAAGAAAUGUUUAGCUGAGUAUGAGUUCACCAAGUUGGGUGUUGAUGUCAAUAGGCAGUUAGUGAAUUUCGUCAAGUUGCCAGUUUUGGAUGGGAAUCAGAGCAGCUAUGAGUCGUAUUUGAGCAUUUUCGCUGACAAGAAUUUUAAUAAUUUCGUCAACCAUGUAUUGGAAGAUGAUGAACACCCUUAUGUGAAAAAUGAAGAGAGUUUCAGGUUGUUGAAGCUUGGUAUUCAAGAAAGUUUCAACUAUUGUGUUAUUGAUGCUAAAUCGGCAAAUGUGCUGACGAAAAAUACGUUCCUAGAAUUCAACAACAUCAUUAACGUCUUUGUUCAUGCUUAUAAUAAACAUCAGGAGGAAAAGGAAACUAGAGAAAAAGAAGAAGGAAGUCUGUACAAAAUAAAGACCAAAUGUGAUGAUAAAACAGAAGACGAACAAUCAGAAGAAGAACUGAAAGAACUGUUUCCUAACUAUCACGGUAUCGACUUUUCAGAUUUUCAAAAUAAUGCCGUUUUGUCUGAUGAAGUUGAUGAGUCAAAUUUAACAUUGAAACACAAAGAUGUCAUUUCUCCUAGCGAUCUCAAAGAACUAGUACAUUUACAUGUUGCUUUGAUGAAUAGUUUCACCAAAACCGAGUGGUUGAAUCCCAGUAAAGAUAAAACUAUCCAUCAUGAUUUUAUACAGCCUGUGAUGGAAAAAUUCAGAACGUUCGCCAAAAUUUUGGCAAAAUCAGUGCACAGUUUGGAUUAUACCAUAGAUAACAGAAUCCUAGGGAGUCUAAGUGUACUGUUAGCUGUGACAAAAAGUCAUGGUGAAUCUAGUAACCUGUGUGAUCAACCAACUUCUCCUACCAGAAUGAUCAAUAAAACGGCUGGGGAUUUUUACAAAGAUUCCAACGUGGAAGAAGUUAAAUCUUGCUACCACAUCUUGGAAGAACUGAAAAUAAAAACCAAUCAACUCUUGAACGAAUGGCCUGAACAGCCUACUUUGAAAACGAUCAUUUUGGUUAUCGAUAGGAUAUCAUCAUUCGACAUAAAUAGUCCCAUCUCCAGAUUUUUGACUGGUUUCGAGAUUUUGCUAACUAAAUGUCACGAAUGGGAGCAGGUCGCUCACUCUGGUGUCAGCCUGAGUCAGCAUUACCAAAAUAUCACCGAACAGAUCAUAACGUGGAGAAAGUUGGAAUUGACGAUGUGGAAGGAUCUUUUGAACAGAACAUACGAAAGAAUGAACGAAUCCUUGGCAAAAUGGUGGCUAUAUUUGUUCAAUAUAAUGAGGCAAUUCAUAGUGGAAAAACUGUUCACGGUACAAGAACUGAUCGAAACUUUGCAAAACUUUCUAUCCAAGUCGAAUCUGGCCGAAUUCCAUGGCAGACUCGACCUAAUCCGAGUGUUCCACUGUCAUGCCACCUAUCUGGAAAGAACCAAAGAAUCGGAAGAAUUCAUAAAUGUCUUGUGGAACUUACAGAGUUACUUUCAACAGUUCGGUACUACCGUCUCAAACAAAAUCAAAGACUUGAGAUCGCCGAUAGAGAAGAAGCUCAAAGAGUACGUGAAGAUCGUGAGAUGGAAAGAUAUAAAUUACUGGGCGAUAACAGACACUGUGGACAAAUCUCACAAAACGUUGCACAAGUAUAUGAGGGAGUUUCAAGAUGUACUGCUUCAGCCAGUGUCGUCAUGUUUGCACAAUACCAACGUUAACACGGCAAAUGAGAAUGUCGGUAUUUGGGAUAGGCCGCAGAGGCAGGUCCCGAAAACUUAUCAUUACACAUUGGAUCCGGAAGCUUACAUGGCCAAACAUUCCCUAGUCAAGAAAAUACAAUUGAGUGAAACAGAAGAAAACCAAGGCUUAUUGAGCAAAACUGAAUCAUACUUCCUGAAAUCCAGGAAACUUUGUAAGGACACCAUUUUGGCGACCAAAUACCCAAGCUUGGUGCAAAGUUUGGACAGUUUUGUAUCAACCAUAAUCGAAACUAGUUCACAUUUACAGAAUUUAGAGGUUGAUAAGAAUAUUCCUAAAGAAAAGCAGAAGGGACAGGCAAAAAGUAUUCUGCAACAAAAACACAGAGCAUUGGCUGACUUGUUCAAAACGCUCAGUAAAAUCGGUUUAUCUUUCAGAACCGGAAUCAUCGAGAGCAAACUGAAAAAUCCUGCUUCUGAUUUUGUUCUGAAACCAAUCGAUUUAAGUGCAAACUUCAGUUUCAUAAAUCAUGGGAGAAAAGAAGAAAAAAUAUUGACCAUCUGGGAUUCUUGUGAACUGUAUUACGUGAGAUCUUUAAUGAGGUCAGACGUUCUGGAAACGGCUAUGAAAAAUCCUGCCAAAGAUCUUGGAUUACAAAAUAUCGAAAGAUGUAAAGGGUUCAGCUCCAAUCUAUUGUCACUGGCCCAAAAUCAGAAAUCUGUAUUAACAGAAUCGACUAGGACAUACUCGUAUUUGCGAUACUAUUCCAAACAGAUGAACGAAUCCUGUGAAGGCAAAAUAUUUUCGCACAUAUCUUCGCUUGAUAAUAUUGUAACCUUACUCAAAAACAUCGGUAUUGUCAUGAAUCAGUACAAGAUAAUACUCAAUUCUUGCCCGGAGAAAACCAUAUUUGACAGCGAUAUCGUUGAAGUUCCCAUCCUAGAAUCCGAUGUUAAAGAACGCAUUCUACAAAAACACGAUGCCCUUUGGUCCAAAGCUACGAAUUUGAUUAACGAAAUAACAAUGAGCUCCAAUAAGUUGAAUGUGAACAUUUUCAAAUGGAAGGGGGCAGUACCUGCAGUGGAAUAUGACUUGAUAGUACCAACAUUUGUGCCAUUACCAGAUAACAACACUAUCCAUGAAGAUUUGGCUGAAGUCCAAGAAAAUAUCAGGAGUCUCAAAGUAAUAUUGGGCAAUACUGUCAUGACUCAAAGCCUUUCUUGGCUAGAAUCAGAAAUUGAUUAUGCUGAAAAAGAUUUAGAAUCUGAACAUCAUGACAGUAACAUAAGCGUAGAGGUUUUCAAAAAAUCUAUUGAAAGCUAUACAGAACAAAUGCUUCUCGUGAUGCAAACUCUUUACAAGAAGUACGCACAAACUGUUGAUGACUCCAAGGUUGACACAGUCGAAGAAGAUGAUGAACAACUCUGCGAUGACCAGUUGAAAAAAUUGCUAGUUGAGAAUCUAUCGUCCGAUUUAGCUCUGUUGGAUAUGAAAAAAGUGCUGAGGAAAACCCAUGACAUCGCCAAGGUUUUGCUAGCCUUGAAUCCGAGAGGUUCGGAAAACCAUAAGAGUAUGGCUCUUCAAGUUUUGCCUAUACUAGAACAACUGAUACAUCUCUACCAGUACUUCAUAACCCAACAAGUGUCCACCUAUAGGGGCUUUUGCGUACCUCCAGAACUGUCCGACGAAAUGGACAGCGAAGGUGUCAGCAAACCUUCGGACGGACUCGGUUUAGGGGAAGGGGAGGGGGAGAGAGACGUUUCCGACAAAAUUGAAUCCGAGGAUCAACUGGACGAUGCUCAACCUGCUGGCCAAGAAAAGCAAAAGGACGAAGACGAGGACUGCAAAGAGGAGGAGAAGGGAAUCGAAAUGAGCGAAGAUUUCGAUAGUAAAUUACAAGAUAAAGAGAAAAAAGAAGACGAUGACAGCGAUAGCAAUUCUGGAGAUUCGGGUGCGGAGGAGCAAAUGGGAGAAACCGGCAAAGAAGCUGAUCAAUUGGACCAGGAAAUUUGGGGAUCAGACAAGGAAGAGGAAGGAUCGGACCAAAAAGAAGAAAAAGGCGACAAGGGAGAGAAAGAAGGCGAAGACCAACUCGGAGCCAAAGAGGAUUCCAGCAAGAACCAAGAAGACAAGGACGACAAGACAUCUUCAGAAGACAAAGAGAAGAACAAGAAGGACAUCAACGAAAUGGAGGACCCGGAGUACGACGAUGACCAAGUCGAUCCACACCACGGCAACCAACCAGAGUUGCCGGAACCGGAACCGAUGGACCUACCGGACGAUUUGCAGCUGGACGACGGUGAAGAGAAAGACGGUGAAACCCAGGAGGAGAAUCCGUUCGACAUCGACGCCAUGAAGGAGCAGAAUGUCCCCGAAGACAAGAAAGAGGAAGAGGUAAACCAAGAUGCAGAGAAGCACGAUGAAGCCGAAGACUUCAGCAGCGACGACGAAGAAAUCACGAGAGACAAUAAAAGUGAGGAAGGUGCAGCCGAGGAAGAUGAACCGAAGCUAGGUGAAGAUCAACCGGAAGUAGCCCAGGAAGAGGAUUGUGGCGAGAAAGGAGUGGAAGAAUCUAGAGAAGAGAAUGAAGAAGCAGAUCAGGCAGACCAGACUGAGGAUAGCGAGGAGACUGGUCUGGAUCAGACCCAAAGUCACCAGGAGAAUCCGAUCGAGGAGCUGUGCCAAGAAGAUAAGCCCGAUCAGGAGGGGGUCGGUCAGUCCCAGAUGGAGGAGAGCUCCACGGGCCAUUCGGCCCCGACAUCCGCGCCGCAGGAGAUGAAGAGCGCCAGGGAGGAGCAGAAGGAGGAUCAGAAGAGGAAGCAGAAGCCCGGCGAGUCGGAUUCGCAAAGGAGUUUGGUUGAUGGCAAGAAGGAUGAUGGAGAUGAAGAUGAAAGUAGCGAAAAUAAACAGGAUGACACAGUGGAAAUGUUUCAACAUAUAAAAGAUGCCAAAGAAGCUGAAACACAGAUGUUGGAUACUGCGACCAAGGAGCAAGCAGAAAGCCAGAAAAAAGAAGCAGAGCAGAAGGAUGAAGAAGACAAUGAAGAUAUUGCAGAUUCUUCUAAGGAUUUGCCUCGGGACGAACCGUCAGAAGAAAUGGAAGUUGAAGAAAUCCCACCUAUCGAGAACUCUGAAAAAGUCGAGAAAACUAAAGACAAAAAGACCAGAAACAGACAACACCCUGAAGGUGACGUACUGGAAGACCUGCAAGACAUCGACAUCGAAGGCGACCUCGUGGACACCGCCACGGUACCCCGAAGCGCAGAAUCCUCCCACCACACCCAAUACGCCACCAUCUCGGCAAACACUGCUGAUCGCAUGUCCAUGGAGCAAAUCAACGCCCUCAGACUGGAGGUGGAACAGCAGCUCUCCUCCUGGCAGGAACCGCCUUCGUCCUCUGAGGCCGAGCAAGCCUGGCAGAAAAUCAGCGCGGCCACUUCUUCGCUGGCCCAGGAGCUCUCCGAGCAGCUGAGGCUGUUCCGCAAAGACAAGAUCUGGCUGCGCAGAACAAGACCCUCCAAGCGCGACUACCAAAUCGUCCUGGCCAUCGAUGACAGCUCCAGCAUGGCGGACAACCGCUCCAAAGAACUAGCCUUCGAAAGCGUAGCCUUGAUCUCCAAGGCGCUAACGCUGCUGGAAAGCGGGCAGCUGUCCGUGGUCAGCUUCGGCGAAGCUACCGCCGUGCUGCACAAGCUCAGCGAGCAGUUCACCGAUCGCAGCGGGGUGAAGCUGCUGCAGCAGUUCAAGUUCGAUCAGAAUAAGACUUGUGUGGCGAAGCUGGUGGACUUUGCCACGGAGAUGUUCGAGCAGUCGCAGCUGCGGGCGGCCGGGGCGAAUGCGAAGCUGCUGGUGGUGGUGAGCGACGGCAGGGGGGUGUUUUCGGAGGGGGAGGGGGUCGUGAGGCAGGCGGUGAGGAGGGGGAAGCUGGCGAAUAUUUUCACGGUGUUUGUGAUUGUGGAUAAUCCCGAGAAUAAGAGUUCGGUUUUGGAUAUCAGGAUGCCGGUGUUUAGGGAUGGGAAGCUGCUGGGGAUUCACGGGUAUAUGGACGUGUUUCCUUUUUCGUUUUAUAUUAUAUUGAGGGACAUUAAUUCGUUGCCUAAUGUUUUGAGUGAUGCUUUGAGACAGUGGUUCGAAGUCGUGUCGAAUUUGGAUAAAUAA